This is a messenger RNA of Catharus ustulatus (Swainson's thrush), 1652 nucleotides long. RefSeq names its product HGH1 homolog (gene HGH1). Lineage: Eukaryota; Metazoa; Chordata; Aves; Passeriformes; Turdidae. The coding region runs from base 562 to 1647 and encodes 361 amino acids. The transcript is spliced from 6 exons. The record is from RefSeq and is a predicted model, not a curated record.
AAUCAAUUUGGUUGCCAAGCGACGCCGCCAUGUUCGUCCCGGCUAUGGCGCCACACUCUGAGGGCUCACACUGCGUUUUUCCGUACAACUCCGCCUUCCCACAAUUCCUUUCUUCUCCACGUCCCUCCGCUUCCGGUGUUUCUCAGCACUCAAUUGGUUCAUCCCUUCCACAGCUCUUGUUUUCUCCUCGCUGAUUGGCUGCUAGAACUGUCAAUCAGAGCGGUUGCCAAGCGACGCGGUCGUGUCGCAUCCCGUCAUGGUGGCGGCCGUGUAGGAGCUGACAGCGCUUCUAUCACAAUGGCAGGCCGUCAUUACUGGGUUGCUAGCGGCCCUGUCGUUGUUUCCGAGGCAUAAUUAAGCCGUGGCCGAAUUGGAGCCGUGUGUGCGAAGGUACGGCGGCUUUCCGUACAAGUUCACCUUCCCACAAUCCUUUUCACCCUUAGUCCCUCUUUUUCCGCCAGCAUUCCCGCAUCCUAUUGGCUCAUCCGCCUCACAUCCCAGUUUCCGCGGCGCUGAUUGGCUGUCACCCCAUCAAUCUCUCCGUUGCCAAGCAACACCACCAUGGCGGCGGAGACAAAAAUGGCCGCCACUAUGGAGGAAGCGAACAGCGAUGCCGCGGCUGUCACGGCGCUGUCCGAACUCACCGCGCUGCUCUCCCCUUCCUCCCCCGCCGCUCCCGAAGCAGCCGAGGCCGCUCUGUCCCUUUCCGGCAGCGCUUCAGGCCGGGCGCUGCUGGCCGCAAACCCCGCGGCCUUAUCGGCCUUGGCCGCCAUGGCCGCCUCGGCCUCGCGUGGCGCCCACACCGCCCUGGCCGCGCUGGUGAACGCCAGCUCCGAGCCCGCCGCGCUGGAGCCGCUCCUCGCCGCUCUCCCUUCGCUUCUCCCUCUUUUACCGAGCUCCGGAGGGGUUUGCGGCGUGCUGGCGAACCUGAGCCGCGACGCGGGCGCGGCGCCGCGGGCGGUGCGGGCGCUGGGCCCCGGAGCGGAGCCGCUGCUGCGGGCGCUGAGCGCGGCCCGGCCCCCGGCGGAGCUCGGGGCGCUGCUCUGCAACCUCAGCCAGGCCCCCGAGGGCCGCCGGGCCCUGCUGGAGCGCUCCGGGAGGGUGGUGCGGAGGAUGCUGGCGCUGGUGCGGUACCCGGGCUCGGCCGAGCUGAGGAGGGGAGUGGUGGGAGCGCUCAGGAAUUGCUGCUUCGAGCACGAGCAUCACGAGUGGCUGCUGGGCCCCGAGGUGGAGGCGCUGCCGGCGCUGCUGCUGCCCCUGGCCGGGAGCGAGGAGAUCCCGGAGAGCGACACCGAGCAACUUCCCGUGGAUCUGCAGUACCUGCCCCAGGAACACCAGAGGGAAGAGGAGCCUGAGAUCAGGAAAAUGCUGCUGGAAACGCUGCUGCUGUUGACAGCCACCAAGGGAGGGAGAAUCCAGAUGAGAUCCCAAGGAUGUUACGUGGUGCUGAGGGAGCUGCACAGCUGGGAACAGGAGCCCCAGGUGCUGAACACCUGUGAGAAGGUGAUCCAGGUUCUGAUCGGGGACGAGCCCGAGGCGGGGCUGGAGAAUCUCUUGGAGGUGACAAUUCCCGAGGAGCUGGAGCGGCGCCUGGCGCGGCUGGACACGGAGGGACAGGGACAGCAGGGGACGGCCAGCGCCAGGUGACACCG